Cloeon dipterum is the source of this 3494-nucleotide messenger RNA. RefSeq lists its product as uncharacterized. The transcript is spliced from 6 exons. NCBI's taxonomy places the organism in Eukaryota, Metazoa, Arthropoda, Insecta, Ephemeroptera, Baetidae. The coding region runs from base 102 to 1043 and encodes 313 amino acids. The record is from RefSeq and is a predicted model, not a curated record.
CGCACGCACGUGUUGCCGUCGCCGCCGCCGCUGCUGCGAACCGUCGACGGACGGUGGUGUUUUUCGCGAGUGCACGGUGUGUCUGUCAUGAGUGAGUAAGCAUGCUGCAGCCGACUCUGCUACUCGCCGUCGCCCUUCUCCUCAAUGGGGUGUUGUGCAUAAAAGACGUGUCGAUCCAGGUGCCGCCGACGGUGAGCGUGGGCACGGACGUGUACCUGCGCUGCCUGUACGACCUUGAAGGCGACUCGCUCUACAUGCUCAAGUGGUACUGCGGCAAGGAGGAGUUCUACCGUUACGUCCCGAAAGAGCUGCCGCCCACGCGGGUCUUUCCCUUGCCCGGAUUCGGAGUUGACGUGGAUAAAUCGGACACGCACACUGUGGUGUUGCGUUCGGUGUCGCUGGAGAUGAGCGGUCGGUACCGGUGCGAGGUGUCUGCGGACGCGCCCACCUUCCACACGGCCAUGGUGGCCAGAUGGAUGCACGUCGUGGAGUUCCCCGAGGGUCGGCCAGAGCUGAGCCCGGAAAAGAGGCGCUACGCGGUCGGCGAGGUGUUGAGGGCCAACUGCACCACCGCCCCCAGCACGCCCCCGGCAAACGUAACCUGGUGGCUCAACGGUCAGAGGGUGAACGAGUCGUGGGUGCGGGCGUUCACGCCGGAGAAGGCGUCGAUCCCGAACGAGCCCUCAGUUUCGACCCGGAAGCCGCCGUUGGCGCCGCCGCUGCUGCUGAAGGACGAGGCGCGACCUGCCGCCUUCGUCAGGGGCGCCGUCAGGUCGCAUCUCGAGGUUGAACUCGGCCUGUCGAGCUUCAGGGACGGCAAGCUGCACCUGCGCUGCGAGGCGAAUUUGUUCGGCACCGCCAGGGACGCCGCCGAGGUGCAGCUCGACGAGGAGAGGCCCCGGCUGGCCUCCGUGCUCGGCACCAGGGAGAGCCACCCCUCGCCACCCUCACCCCCCGUCGCUGCUGCUAGCCGAGGCUGUGUGUUGGAGAGUUCGGCUUUGGUGUUGAUGCUGGUGUGGUGCUUGGUGCGUCUGCAGAGCUAGCGGCUCGGCGAGGCGCUGCCGGCCGGCAUGUGUUAGGCUUUUAAAAAAACAAACUCGAAUCGUGUGAGUCUGUCUGACUGAACGACUGCACCCCGCCGCCGCCGACGCCGCCGCCGCCGCGUUAAUAGUGAGCAAGAGAAGAAGAGAAAAGUGUUUUAAAUAAAAAUAAAAUCUCAAUUCGAUUUUGUAUUCGCCGCGCGGAGCAUGCCACAGCCAGGGACGUCGUGUUUUGCGCUGAUGCUUGCUGUGCACAUUUUGGCCGAAAUUGACUCUCGUCUCGCGAUUGUAAUUUAUGCGCGCGGCGUUUGUGUUAAUAAAGCGGUUGCACGCGACGUGACGCCCGCCAGCCCGUGUUUGCGCCUGAUUUUGUGUGACGAGUUCGAAUUGCGCGAUUUUGACUGCAGACUCUGCGUUUCCGCGAUUUGUUCGCAUCCUAAUGAGGCUCGACGUGGUUUUUGCCUCGUCUGCGUUCGCGUCAAGGAAAUAACUUCAGAAAACGGGAAGUAAUUAAUUUAAUUAUGAAAAGGAGUGAUACAGAAUUUUAAAAAAAGGAAAUAUAUGUCUGCUUGUUGAUAUUUUAAAUUUUCUCAGCGAUAUUUUACUAAUUAACCGCCUGAAACCUUCUAAACAUAAUACAUUCAACUUAAAAUCAAAGAUGGAUCGUAAUUGAAUGGUCAAAUAUGUUUAAUUUGCUUUAAAAAUAAUUAUUUUCUUGGAUAGCAGCGUUCUAAAAUAUUUAAAAUGUCCACCGAACGUCUUUUUCCCCUUUUUUCAGUAAAAAGAAGGCCAUUUUGGUAAAUCAUCGCUUACAAAUGAGCGAAAAACACGAAUUGUUGGUGUCUAAUUGCAGCUAAAGAGUUGGUUUAUUGAUUUAUAGCCACAGAAACACGAGAAAAGUUGCAUUUAACCGAUUUAAUUGCGAAAGAAAAGACGGAAAUCAUCAAGAAUUCUUUGCUUGAAGAAUUCUCGACGCUGAUUGGCUGACAACGCGCGUGUCAACAUCUCCCGCGCAGUUCACAACGCAUGUAAACCGUUGCUAGGCAACCGUGGGUGCUGUUGACGAGCGUGUUGCGUCAGCCAAUCAGCGUCGAGGAUUCUUCCAGCAAAGAAUUUUAUGAUUUCCGAGUUUUAAAUCGGUUUUAAUCGACUUUUAAUGAAUUUCUGCGAUUAUAAAUCGAUGAACCAACUCUUUAGCUUCAAAAUUAAGCACCAAACAUCGGUAGAAUAAUGGCAAUCGUCUUACAAGAGGCAUUUUAAAUAUAAUUUUUUGGCGGGAAAUGGCAUGUGGUCAACAUUACCUCUCUAACCAAAAUGGCCUCGUUCUAAAGUGUAAAUAUAAAAGUUCUCGUCCACAUUUCACGUGCAACGCGCGGCAGCAGUAGCAGAAAAGCUCGUCUCGUCGCAAAAGUUCCGUGUAUAUAUAUGUUUGAGAAAAAGGAGGGCGAGUGAUUGUUGCAGGAGUUUCAUUGUUGCUAACUGCAUUAAGUCUGUGCGCGCGGGAUUGUGUUUUCAUGCUAGAAUCCAGGAUUAAUGUAAUUACCGCAGCAUCUCUGUGUGUUGUGAGACGUAAUGUUUAAUGAGCAGCGCGAGCACCGGCCCGACGAGUGCUGAGGCAAAAAGUGAAGCAGUGCACUCUCCACGCGAAUGAAAAUAAUUCACCCGAUAAUUGGUUUUCAAAGUUUUGAAAUAAGUGUCUAAUUGGCUGUCGCGCUGGUGCUCGCUCCUAGAACUCGAACUAAAAUACUUCCAGAGAAUUUUGUAAAUAACGUGAUUUUUGUAUAAUGACCCUGAUAAUCUUUGUGCGAGCGGAAAGAAGUGACAAUUAUUGGACUCUUACAGGGAAACUCUAGGAGUUUUGUGUUUUAGUUUUUGGUGAAAUUAACUUUUUUUAUGGUUCAAUCUGUGAGCUUGAAAAAUAAGCCCAUUUUGAAGCUGCGCAGUAAUUUUGUGCGCAUCGUAAGCAUGCGCAGUAUGUUCAGAUCGCUUCUAAAUCUCACAGGGAGGCUGAAACUCAUCACUGCGCAUGCGUGGCUCAAAUUAGAACCUUCUGCGCAGUCGUAAUUCCCACCGGGGGCCGGGUUGCGAUCUGUUUUUGGUUUUCCCGCCGGUCAGAAGUCAAAAUGGCGUUGAAAUUAAAGGUGACAGUCCAGUCGGCCAAUCUGAAGCGUCGAAAAAGAGGCGUGCCAACCUAAUAAUUUUAUUUAAGGCCCAAUCGAAACACGAUUUACAAAAUUUCACCUAAAACUAAAACGCCAAACGCCAGGAGUUUCCUUUUCAGGUGCUACGGUGCAGGCCCUUCAUCACGUUUCAUCCUAUCAGCGAUCGAAACUGUAUCAUUUUAUCUGAAAAAAAAUAUAAUAAAUCACUGUGUUAAUUUCCCCUUUUUUGGUAAAAAGACGAAAUAAACGUGAUACAAAAUGUAUGAAAAUAAAAUUUAUGUGUGAAGCAAAA